AUGCUCGAAGCUAAACUCGCAGAAGCCGGCACCCUCAAAAAGCUGCUCGACGCCAUCAAAGAGCUCGUCACCGACGCCAACUUUGAAUGCAACGAGGAAGGCAUCGUGCUGCAAGCAAUGGACAACUCGCACGUCGCCCUCGUCUCCGUCAAAUUCGGCGCGCCCGGGUUCAAGCGCUACAGAUGCGACAGGCCGAUGCCGCUCGGCGUCAACCUCGCGAGCCUCACCAAGGUCCUCAAGUGUGCCAAGGACGACGAUAUUUGCACGCUUAAAGCGGCGGAUGAGGCGGAUGUGUUGAAUUUGGUGUAUGAAGCCAAGAAGCCAGAGCCCGAGCCCUGUGCCACUCCGCGUCUUAUCCGACGACGCAUUUCGGGUUGA
Messenger RNA from Psilocybe cubensis, 378 nucleotides. RefSeq lists its product as uncharacterized. Gene Ontology annotation, cellular component: PCNA complex. The coding region runs from base 1 to 378 and encodes 125 amino acids. Gene Ontology annotation, molecular function: DNA polymerase processivity factor activity; DNA binding. Gene Ontology annotation, biological process: mismatch repair; translesion synthesis; regulation of DNA replication. The transcript has 3 exons. The record is from RefSeq and is a predicted model, not a curated record. Lineage: Eukaryota; Fungi; Basidiomycota; Agaricomycetes; Agaricales; Agrocybaceae.